Molecule: messenger RNA, 1315 nt
Organism: Eucalyptus grandis
Lineage: Eukaryota; Viridiplantae; Streptophyta; Magnoliopsida; Myrtales; Myrtaceae
Product: RING-H2 finger protein ATL54
Exons: 1
Biological process (GO): protein ubiquitination
Molecular function (GO): transferase activity
Source: RefSeq, a predicted model, not a curated record
ACCCCCCUCGUUGGACGCGUACGGAGGAAGGCCCCACCAUCUGUCGCCGUUCUUGAUCCCCCUCUUCGCCGCCCUCGCCGCGCUCUUCGUCCUCGUCGUGUGCUACGCGCUGUACGCGAGGUGGUAUUCGGGCCGGCCGCGGCCCGGGGCAGGGGACCGCCGCGGGCGGAGCCGGAGACGAGCGUCGUCCACGACGAGUUCCUCGACCACGACCAGGGGCCGGUCCUGGACCACCCGAUCUGGUACAUCCGCACCGUCGGACUCCCUCCGUCGGUCAUAAGCGCCAUCACGGCGUGCAAGUACAAGAAGGGCGAGGGGCUGAUCGAAGGGACGGAGUGCUCUGUUUGCUUGAGCGAGUUUCAGGAAGACGAGACUCUCAGGCUGCUGCCGAAGUGCAACCACGCUUUCCAUGUCCCGUGUAUCGAUACCUGGCUCCGAUCGCACACCAAUUGCCCCCUGUGCCGUGCGCCUAUCGUCACUAUCGCCGCGCAGGCUCUGCCGCCGGAGCGGCCGAACGCGGAGAGCUCUGCUUCUGCAGGGGAGAUGGGAAUUCAGGAGAUCGAUGAUGGUUUGGGGAGAGAAGCAGAAAGGGUUGCCGAACCGAGGAGCGAGAGCGAGGAGGAUGGUGAAUUGGACUUGGAGGAUGGGAGGAAGAGGAUCGAGGACUUGAGCAACGAGGUGCAACCGAUGAGGAGAUCCGUUUCCUUGGACUCUCUGUCAGCGUUGAAGAUCAGUCUCGCGGUGGCGAAUGCUCUUCGAGGUGAAUCAGGAUCCUCGAGGAAGUCUGGUCCUGAAUUGGCCGGAGAAAAUCAGGGAAUUGCCGUUACUAUCGUCCCCAAGAGGAAUGCUAGUUGCGAGAAGCAACCGAUGAGGUCGAUGGGCAGUUCCAGUUCAUCGAUCGGAAGAUCACUAGCGAGUGGAUCCAGCUCGAGAACAAGGUCGCUCUCCUCAAGCGGGAGGUUCUUGUUCUCGAAGUACGGCCGAAGCAGGAGCUUGGCUCUUCCUCUAUGAGAGGCUGGCCUCGGCAGGAGAAGAAAGGAAACAAGUUGGCCUUGUUCUUCUCUGUGUUUUGCUCAGUUCCGGUGUCCAGAAACCGAUAGAGGACGGCGCCAGGAAGCUUGCCAAGUUCAUAGGUGAGCCUGAUUCAAAGGAAUCCGACUCGCCAAUAAACGGAAUAUGUAUCAUACGGUUUGCGAUUUUGUUCUUCUGUUCUCCAUAAGAGCUCAAAUCAAAUGUAAGUAAAGCUUUUGUCCUAAGGAGUGAAGGCUGUAUACCAUCUUUACAUACUUGUCACUGCUAAAUUGAGUUCUUUAGU